CUGCGUAUCCGCGUAUGUGCUGGUCUGUACCAUGCAGGCUGUGGCUGGCAUGCAUCUGCUUGCUCAUUAUGGGGGUUGAACAGCUGCAUGCAUGUUUGCCUGCAGAGUGGGCCUUCGGGAGCCUCCCUUUCGGACCCCCACCCACUGCUCCCUUCACUCGCAGUGUGUGAGGGAGAGAGCGAGCAAGCAAGAGAGAGAGAGAGAGCGAGAGAGAGAGAGAGAGCAUGCGCUGCCAUAGACUUGACUUGGACCACACGCUGACUCGUUUUUUUGAAGGGAGAGCCGAGAGAGUGAACGGGAGUAAUCGCAAAGAGAGGGCCACGGAGGGGGCUCACUUCUUUAGAGGUAGGGGAGCGUGAGUUACUGAGAGAGGACCGUACAAGGGCUGAGGGAAAGAGGGGGAGAGAAGCUGAAAAAAAAAGAGGUGGCUUUUUCUUAUUCUGAUUUGAAAUGGAGGAUUCAGCUGGUGGAGCCCGCAAAGCCACCAAGAGUAAACUCUUUGAGUUCCUGGUCCAUGGGGUGCGCCCAGGGAUGACUUCAGGGGCCCGGAUGCCACAUCAGGGGGCUCCAAUGGGGCCACCGGGACCCCCGUAUGGAGGGACGCCCUCUGUACGGCCUGGACCCCCGAACCCUGCACUGGACCCCAGCCGCAAGCGCUCAGCCCCCACCCAGCAGGCCCAGCAGGCCCAGCAGCAGCCAGCCGUCCAGUCCCGGCCCAGGAAGAAACCGGUGGGAUUCCCAGCAGCCAAUGAGAUGGCCUCGAGACAGAUCGACAUGCGAGAAGCCCAAUCAGAUCCUCCAAUUGGAUCCAAUGCCAAGAGAAGGAAAAUGGCAGACAAGAUUCUCCCUCAGAGGAUCCGUGAGCUUGUCCCAGAAUCGCAGGCCUACAUGGACCUGCUGGCUUUUGAACGCAAACUGGACCAAACUAUCAUGAGGAAAAGAGUGGAUAUCCAAGAGGCUCUUAAAAGACCAAUGAAGCAAAAGCGCAAGUUGAGACUAUACAUCUCGAACACCUUCAACCCUGCCAAACCCGAAGCUGAGGACUCAGAGGGAAGCAUUGCAUCCUGGGAGCUGCGGGUUGAGGGAAAGCUGCUGGAUGACCCUGCGAAGCAGAAGCGAAAGUUCUCUUCCUUCUUCAAGAGCCUGGUCAUCGAGCUGGACAAGGAUCUUUAUGGUCCAGACAAUCAUUUAGUUGAGUGGCACAGGACCCCCACCACCCAGGAGACGGAUGGCUUCCAAGUGAAGAGACCUGGGGAUGUGAACGUCCACUGUACAUUGCUGCUGAUGCUGGAUUACCAGCCUCCCCAGUUUAAACUGGACCCACGGUUGGCCCGCCUUCUGGGCAUCCACACUCAGACGCGCAGCUGCAUCAUCCAGGCUCUGUGGCAGUACUUCAAGACCAACAAGUUGCAGGACUCCCAUGAAAAGGAGUACAUCAACUGUGACAAAUACUUCCAGCAGAUUUUUGACUGUCCUCGUUUGAAGUUCAGUGAGAUACCCCAGCGGCUCACUAACUUGCUGCUUCCCCCUGAUCCCAUAGUCAUCAACCAUAUCAUCAGUGUGGAUCCAAAUGAUCAGAAGAAGACGGCUUGUUAUGACAUUGAUGUGGAGGUGGAAGACCCUCUGAAGACCCAGAUGAGUGGCUUCCUGCUGUCAACGGCCAAUCAGCAAGAGAUCGCCCUGCUUGACAACAAGAUUCACGAGACCAUCGAGUCCAUCAACCAGCUCAAGAUCCAAAGAGACUUCAUGCUGAGCUUCUCCCGAGACCCUAAAGGCUACAUAGAGGACUGGAUUUGCUCCCAAAACCGCGACCUGAAGUUAAUGACGGAUGUGGUUGGGAAUCCAGAAGAGGAAAGAAAAGCAGAGUUUUAUAACCAGCCGUGGUCACCGGAAGCUGUCAGUCGUUACUUCUAUAGCAAGAUUCAACAAAGAAGAUUAGAACUUGAACAGUCUUUGGCAGUGCGCAACACCUAAACUGUUCCCUAUGGGAAACUGCUCGUGCAUCAUUUUGUUUGUGGAAAUGACAAAUUGAGUCCUCCAUUCAUGACCAUUCUUAGCCUUUUUGGAUCAGCCAACCACUGAUCUUUAAUUCUCCAGCAACUCCAGUGACAUGAGAUUUCAGCGUUGUCUGAAGGAAAAGCAGCAGAAUUCAAAUAAAAAAGAGAACUCCAGUAUGUACCAUCCAUUUGGUCAUUACUUGCCAUACUCUGAAAGACACAUGUUGAGACAGUUUUACGUGAUCGGACUUAACCAUUUUAAUAUUCAUCCAGGGACUGCUUUGAUUUUGAUUGCCCUUUAAGAGUGCUUAAGAGUUUUUGUGUGGACUGGGUUCUGCUUGAGCCGUUAGUUUGAUUCAUUUCGUUGAUGUGAAAGCUGUUUUCCGAGCUCGGGUGUGCACCAAGUGACUGUGACCGAGUCCUCCAGAAAACGGGGGUCUGCGGUACAGUUCACCUGAAUAACCACCGUUUCGUUUCGUGAAGGAGAGGAACGAGGUACAACACAGAUAGUCAUAUCACGCCCUCAGCAGGUCAUCACCGUCUACUGAGUGCAACCCAGCACUCUUCAACAAGCACUAGCUGCUGUGCAGGGCAAACUACCGUUAAACCUCAUUCCUCUCCUACAGGGAACAGUGGUUAUAUGCAUGACCUUACGUUCCCUUUCAGUCGAUUCACUCAGUACAACACAGAUAGUAUGGGACCUAUGACCACGCCACACACAGCUGAGGCUGAAUAGAAUAUUAGUACCCAACCGGUCCAGCAGAGAGGAUGGAGGAAGCCACUGAUGGGGCCACCAUGUCCAAGCAGUAGAAGCUAAAAAGGUAUAGGAGGACACCCAUGAUCGAUGACACACACCUCCUCCACUGACACACCCCUGAACAAUGCCCAGGAUGCUGCCCUCCCCCUAGUGGAAUAAGCACACACACUCAGGCAAAGGCAGGCCCCUGCUGUUGCAAGCCAGGGAGAUGGCCUCCACAAUCCAGUGGGAGAGCCGCUGUGCCCUGCCACGAAGCUCCAUUAACAUAACGGACAAAGAGCUGGUCACAUGACCGAAACUCCUGGGUACGGGAAAUAUAUGUACACUGAGCACAGUGUAUGCCGCCUCCUCCGCUCCUCGUGGCUGUUGAGUUGUCUGUCCUCAUCAGAACAUGGUGGCCCAGCAGAGCCAGGAGGGAAUGCUUGAGAGCUAAACGAACGGUCAGUGGCUCUAGAUAGUUUAUAUGGAGCCUGCUCUGAGAUAGGGACCACUCCUCCCUCACGGUCAUGCCCUCACACAUCGCCCCUCCCCUCCAGCCUCUGGUGGAAGUGUGUGUCCUCACCACUUUGCAAAAUAACAUUAUGGGUGCUCCUUCACAGAGGAACUGGUGUUGCCUCCACGGUGAGAGCGCCAUCAGACAAGCUGCAUUUACCUCCAAUACAUGAUUUGAUGUGCUGAGGCGGUGAGAUCAAAUCCACUGCCGACAGAAGAAGGCACUGGCUCUAAUUCGCACAACUCCUCCAUCAGCCGAGCCAGCGGCCAUUUCUCCACCCGGCUCCACCUCGCCCUCAGAGAUGGUGCGGCAGAUUAGAGGAGAGGAGAGGAGAGGAGACACGCAAGGGCGUGAUAUCCCAUACUAUCUGUUUUGUACCGAGUGAAUCAAGGGCACAGACCAAAUGGGAAAAACAGCCUCUAAAGCACAGAUGAAAUCAACUAAAGUACAUUGUUUUGUUUGUUUGUUUGUGUGUCUUU
Messenger RNA from Clupea harengus (Atlantic herring), 3726 nucleotides. RefSeq names its product SWI/SNF related BAF chromatin remodeling complex subunit D3a (gene smarcd3a). Lineage: Eukaryota; Metazoa; Chordata; Actinopteri; Clupeiformes; Clupeidae. The record is from RefSeq and is a predicted model, not a curated record.